AGGUUUAUUCCAAAGUGGCCUUGAAAAAACAUCCAAAAGUGCUAUAGAAUCGUUAGAGUCUCAAGCAAAGAGAGGUAUAGCUCAACGCACCAAACCUCUUAUUCGUACGCUAUUUGAUGACCUGCGGACAUCGGUAACCAAUAAAGAUCUACAUGUGCAAAAUUCCACCACAACGUUUUUCAGAAAUUUUUAUCCAAUUGUUUACCAAUACUCAGUCGUUGGACAAACACUUCCUGGAGAAUUUGCUGAAUGUUUGAAAAAUAAUGUGAAUUUGAUUAUGCCUUUUAAAGAUGUCCCGCAAACUCUGACAGCUUUUUUAAUCAAGAAGUUACAACCUGUACAACAAGUCUUACGUAGUUUACAAACAAUUGGUCAUGUUUUGGAUGUUAUUGAUAAUGUCCAGCUUUCUAAUGAGUGUACUUCUGCCUUGGUAAAAAUGAGUUAUUGUUCGUUGUGUGAUGGUUUCAGUGAUGUCAAACCUUGCCCAGAGUAUUGCACUACUAUUGUAUCUUCCUGCUUGGAGCCUUACAGUCAGAUUGAACACGAAUGGAGUUCGUUUAUUAACAAACUGGAAAAUUUUCAUAAACUUCUAGCCAAGUCGUUAGAUGUAUCUGCUAUGUUUACAAAGUUACAGGCAUUUCUUUCAGAUUCAAUUUCUCAUGCAAGUCAUUCAAAAGUUGCAACAAAGGUGAGAAAUCAUGACCGAGAAUAUGACUAGUAUACAUGUUCACUCCAUGGCAGUCCCUAGCUUGUCAGCCAAAGCAAAGUUCCACUCAGUAGCAAACACUUCACAAAAUAUUGGCCGGGGAGGGGUGUUAGAUUGCUGACAUAUGACCAUUUUUAUAGCUGAAUAUCUUAGUUAUUUAAUCUUUAAACCUUUUUGCCUUGCCUACCAAUGCUUUUAUGGUUACACAGUUAUACAGUUUACCAUUCAAAGGCUUUCAGAAAUUAUUGGCGGGGGGGGGGGGUUUACCCCUUCCUCGCCACUGAUCCACCAUACUAGUUUUCCCACAUGUAUCAACCGUAGGCAAGCAGUCGGAUGACAACCCUUCAGAAAGCUCCCACUUACGAUGUCUCAGAGCUCAUAAGUCGUAAUAUAAGGGACCGGUCAUAAAGUAAAAGGGGUGGUGGGCUGGGAAAAUCAUAUAUUUGGUGUCUGCACUUUUGGUAGCCCACCCCUUAAUAGCUGCACGAAAAUUUGUAGUCGACCCUUAAAUUGGUGCUGAAAAAUUAUGACCCACCCCUUUUCCAAUUUUUUCCGGACAAGAACCUCCCCCCCACCCCCGUCGACAACUUUUUUAGGUAAAAAAAUUUUCCGGACGAGUACGUUGCAAUUGCUUUCCAAGGAGUCGAUCUUAAAUUUUCAUACCAAAUGUCGGUACUUAGCCUAAAAAACCGAUAUCGUGUUCUUUGCGCGGAAAUUUUUAACACAAAAAAAUGAUUGGGCCCAAUCUUGUGCAUAUUUUUACAUGGCCCACCCCUAUGAUUACGCAUAACUUUCGAUGACCCACCCCUUCAACCGUGCUCAAAAAUAGUGACCCACCCCCUAUUUUUCCCAGCCCACCCACCCCCCCCCCUUUUACUUUAUGACCGGUCCCUAAACUCUGAGUGUUUAUGUGAUCCUCCAUGCCUAAACCUGGCUUGCCAAGAAGAGAAAGUCUGCGUAUGAAUAUCUGUCUUGGCUAGCCGGUGUCGCAGCGGAUAUUGUCCGCCCGAAAGAGUAUCCCUUCGAAAGCGGAUUAUGUCCCGACAGUUUUGUGAAAAUAAUGUGGACAACGCUUUUAAAGUUUAUCAUAACAUGUUUUUUUAUCUUGGAAUGCAUGAGUGAAAACGAAUUCUGACUACAACACAGUCAUUUUAAUCCUUUUAAUUACUGCAUUAAUCCUUCUAUUAUUGAAAACAAAGUCAAAGGAAUAUCUUGGAAGUUUAAUUACAUAUUGCGAUGGGCUUUGUCUCUUGUCAGUCAAACUGGUGUACAUUUAGCGUAUCGUUCACAUGCACGGACGAUUUUUGUUUGCGAUUUUCUCUACCUUGUCUGCGGCUAUAGCUUGGUUCACAUAUGCCUGCGGUAUGCCUGCGCUAUCAUUGUCUAAACAUGAAUCAAAGCAGUAUUACGCUCAUCAUUACAACUUAGUCAGUCCUGUAAAACAAAGUAAUUCCCAUCAACAUUCCCAAGCUGUUUUUCGCCCACAAUCAAAUGUCAGUUGUGUGAAGCCAAAACCAAGAAAUAAACAGAAUGUACAACAUAUUUCAAACCUUAGUUGUGCUAAUACUGGCGAAAGUCAGCCGGCCCCAAGUGGGACUGGAUCUUUGAAAUGGUUGGCCCGCCUACCUCUGGUUGAAACGCUUAACGCGACAGUUAGUAACCCCAUGCAUACAUCUCGAAGUGGGGCCGAACCCCUUGAUUGGAUAGGACGGUUGCCCCUACUUGUUAAUUACUCGACACAUGCGCCUCGCUCACGCCAGACUCAAAGGAAUAAAACAGGAAAGAUGAACCGGCAUACGUUUUUUCGGUCGCGAUUCAGCCAGCAGGCAGACUGGUUGAAUUACCUGGAGUUUGUCCGUCGCACAUUGCAAUAAACUUGGAGAUCCCUCUCGCAGCUAGUAACAACACUAUAAUCACACCAGAACGAAACACUAUACCAGUAAGAAUUACAUCUUACCAUGCGCGCUUCGUGUUAUAAUGAACAUAUUCCUAAUACUAGCAAACGAAACCGUAGCGGAACGCGUAAUCUAAUUGAAAUUCCAAUCAAGAAUCCAUCCCUAUAUCAAAGCACGUCUCUAUAUCAAAGCCCAAAGUGCGCCCAAAGUAAUUUACUGACAUUCCUUCUCUCAAAUACAAGAUCACUUUUACCAAAGGUGGAUGAAUUAAAAAUUAUACUUGACCAAUAUGAUGUGAGAUGGCCUUCAUAACCGAAACAUGGUUAAAUGAGAAAAUCGACGAUGCAGCAGUUUGUAUUCGCGGGUAUUCGAUAGCAAGAUGUGAUCGAAUUGAUAAACUUGGCGGUGGAGUUUGUGCUUUUAUUAAAUCAGACAUUCCGUUCAAAAUUCUAACAGAAUUUAAUGACAUCAAUUUUGAAACCUUAUGGAUCUAUGUACGACCUUAUAAACUUAAUCGAGGCUUCUCGUGUUUGAUCGUCUGUGUGGCCUAUAAACCUCCAUCCAGCGACAACGCCGCGUUUAUAGAUUACCUCAGCUCAACACUUGACCUCGCUCUCAGUAAGUACCCAAAUGCAGGUAUAUUUUUACUCGGAGAUUUUAACAGAUGUCCUGUCUCAUCUUUAUUAAGACAUUUUACUUUGAAACAAAUCGUAAAACAACCAACCAGGAAAGAUGCUGUCCUUGAUCUUAUUCUUACUAAUAUGUCAGACACAUGUGACCCUCCUAAGGUGAUCGCACCCAUCGGAUUCAGCGACCAUAAUUCCGUUUUAUGCAUUUUAAAAAAAUGUAAAUCAUUGAACGGAUGCAAGAAAAUAAACAUUAGACCCGGUAACAGAGGUGCCAAAGUUGCAUUUGGAAGAUGGCUAACGAACUAUAAUUGGACUAACCUGUAUCGUACUGCACCGUGCGAACAAAAACUGGAAAUUUUUCAGGAUGUUAUUCAUACCGGCUUAGACCACUUCCUUCCAUGUAAAGUAGUUAAAAUGCACGACCGAGAUAAGCCUUGGAUAACACCUUCAUACAAGGAACUUAUUAAAAACAGACAGAAGGCAUUUUUUCAGAAAAAUGACAAAUUGUACCGGCGACUACGUAAUCGUGCCAAUCGAGAAAGUAAGUACCUUAAAUCUGCAUUCUUAGAACAUAAAUUGAAACAAUUGAAACGUAACCCUGAUCCUAAGAAAUGGUGGGACACCGUAAAACAAAUAGCUGGCUACCCUAAGAAGAAAUCUUUUUCAAGUAUUGUCCUAGGAGAGCAAGUCGUCUCUGGAAAGCAACUUGCUGAAAAAAUUAACGAGGCUUUCGUAUCCGUUACUCGAGAUAUUCCUCCCCUUAGUCCUAUCCCUUUCCCCGAUAGCCAAUUACAAAGCGAUUGUACUACAAUUCCAACCGAGUACAUUAUUAGGGAAGAAGACAUUUAUUAUAAAUUAUCUUCAAUAUCAUCCUCGAAAGCGGCUGGUCCAGAUGAAAUACCGAAUUGGGUCCUAAAAGAUUAUGCGCCCCUGCUGUCUUCCCCUGUUACUUCAAUCUUCAACGCCUCCCUUCAACAGGCGUCUGUUCCCGCGGUAUGGAAAAAAGCCGACGUCAUCCCUGUACCUAAAAAUAAGGUGCUGAGGGACAUUACUAAAGACUUGCGUCCCAUCUCGCUUACUGCCACUUUGUCAAAAACGUGUGAACGUUUUGUCGCAGACUGGCUGAUGGAGUUGAUUGGUGAGAAGAUCGAUAAACGGCAAUUUGGAUCUCUAAAAAACUCUUCAACAACACAUGCAUUAUUGAGCCUUCUCCAUCACUUAUUAAACGAAACUGAUGUGCCGAAAAACGCUGUGAGAAUUUUUUUAUUAGACUUCUCCAAAGCUUUUGACCAUAUCGAUCAUAACAUCCUCCUCAGUAAAUUAUCUGAUAUGGACGUUCCAUCAUUAAUAACAAACUGGAUAAGAAGUUUUCUUACUCAACGAAGCCAACGGGUCAGAAUGCCCCAUUGUGUGUCAGAAUGGCAAAUCCUCAACGGUGGAGUACCCCAGGGAACUGUUUUAGGCCCAAUCCUCUUCCUAAUCAUGAUAAACGACCUCCUCGCUGAUUGGAAAGACCGAUGGAAAUACGUUGACACCACCACUACCGAAACCAUUGGCCCAGAUUGUAACAGCAACCUUCAAGAACUGGUUAAUUACAUCAAUAAUUGGACUACGAGUAAUAAUAUGAAAUUAAACAUUGGAAAAUGCAAAGAACUGGUUAUUGAUUUUGCAAAAAAGAAGCAUUGCUUUCCCCCUUUAACAGUCGAUAAAGUUAAUAUUGAACGAGAGAAAUCUGCCCGUAUCCUUGGCCUCACAGUCCAAGAUAACAUGAAGUGGAAUGAACAUAUAAAUAACAUAGUUAAAAAAGCUAGCAAGAGGCUCUAUAUGCUAAGACUGCUAAAAAGGUCCAACGCGUGUAUUGACACGUUAAUUACUGUAUAUACUACCAUUAUUAGGCCUGUUUUAGAGUACGCAUGCCAGGUCUGGCAUUACAAUAUCCAACAAUAUUUAUGUGACGAUAUUGAAAAAAUACAAAAACGCGCGUUGAGAAUAAUCCUCCCAUCGCAAAAGUACGACGAAGCGCUGAUCACGACUAACAUCACGUCACUGAGAGAUCGACGAGAAAAAUUAUGCGAACAUUUCUUUGAGAAGAAUAUUGACAAUGAAAAUCUCAAAGAUCUUUUACCACAAACAGUUUUAUCUGGAUAUGAUCUAAGACCGAUAUGUAAAUAUCAUAAUUAUGUUUGCAGAACCGAACGUUUUAAGAAUUCGUUUUUACCUCAAAGUAUAUUAAAGAUUAACAGUAAAUAAGUUUUUAGAAAUGUAAAUAAUCUUAAAUAUGUAAUUAUUAUGUAAUUUUAACUUAUCCUCUUAAUUUAUGUAAUACUGGUGUAAUUUAACCUUUUUGGGUUACAAAGUCAGUAGUCAUUAAAUCAAUUCAAUUCAAUUGUUUACCGCUAUUGAUGUAUACCGGCAUUUUUUGUGAAUUGUUUGAUUGAACUGCUAACGACAAUAGCUUGCCGACAUUUAUGUACCGCAGGUAUAUGUGAACUAGGCUUAUGUGAUUGAGUGUGUCCAAAAUUCAUAAACGUAUGGGAAGACCUGACACUUUAUUCAUCAUGACUUAGUCAAAAAUUUGAUUUAGUCAAAAUGUUCUCGUCAGGUGGAUAACUAACCACAGACAAAUAUGGUCAGAACUGUCUGUGCCAGUGUAGCUAGUGCCAAUAAUAUGAACAAGCUUUCGUUGGUACUUGGUAGGGAUGCAACUACCUGAAAAAUAUAAGGAGAAUUUCGACGUUUCGAGCGAAGGCCCUUCGUCUGGAGUAACUUACUAACUUAACAACGAAAGCUUGUUAAAGUGGCUCAAUACAGUUUUCAAUAAAAUGGAAAAUUCACGAUUUAGAUGCGUAUUUUUGGUCAAUUAUUACUUAUUGAUAAACAAAAAGUACCUUACUUAUAUAAAACAACAUCUAAAGAGUUUGAAUUUUUACACAAAAGUUACGCAACUGCCGUUGCUAUGGCAACAAUGACGUUUCAAGAUGGCGGAUAUUUUGGCUUUAAAGUAAUUUAACUCGUAAACGACAUCGGUUACCCCCAAAUUUUAUUUUAAAAAAUGAUUUCUCUUAGUAUAAUCAAUUAUUUUGACAAUUUAAAAAAAAGUUCUGUGGAGCCGAAAUUUUUAAAAUUACGUAAAGGUGAUUAUUCAUAAUAACUUUUUUUUGGCUCCACAGAAUUUUUUUUAAAUUGUCAAAAUAAUUCAUUAUACUAAGAGAAAUAAUUUUUUAAAGUAAAAUUUGGGGGUCACCGAUGUCGUUUACGAGUUAAAUUACUUUAAUUAUUAAAGCCAAAAUAUCCGCCAUCUUGAAACGUCAUGGUGCCUUAGCAACGGCAGUUGCGUAACUUUUGUACAAAAAUUCAAACUCUUUAGAUGUUGUUUUAUAUAAGCAUGGAUUUUAUUUUAUUAUCCAUGAUAUAAGUAAAGUACUUUUUGUUUAUCAACAAGCAGUAAAUCGUGAAUUUUCCAAUUUUUAAAAAACUGUAUUGAGCCACCUUAAUAUAUUGUCAGAGCCUAUAAGCUGUAACUGCUCAUUCUAGUACUCUAGUACUUGUUUUUCACUUUAGUACUUCAACACGGAACUAACAUGAACAUGCAUCCAACCAAUAAUAUUAAUAUGUUUUGCAUGCCGGUCAAAAUAUUUUUUUAAAACAAAACAAAAUGUUUUUCUGAAACAAUUUCGAUAAUUUUAGCAUCAUUCACCAACUUUCCACCCUAUACGUGUCCCCCCACCUGAUUGCAGCAUCUGCUACAUAUGGUAAACGGUCUUUUCGUGGAGAAGUGCAUGACAUCAGGUCGAAGUAAAGUCGAUCUCAUGCUAGUGUUGACUCCACGGCAAUCAAGAGAUCUGACAUUAUACAGUAGUAAUACUCACUAAAACACGCUAGAGAAAGUACGUUACCUUGCCUGUAAAGACUCGUUUGAGACCACAAAAGUGACCACGUAAAAUACCAUGAUGGUCAUGUAUUAUCUAUGCAUGUUCAUGUCCGCCGUAAUAGUUACAAAGAUUACUGUAAUCCUAUGCUGUAGGUCUCAACGCACUGUCGUAAUAUCACGGACUACAAUGGAAAUACGAUAAUCAGUCUUAGAAAGCAACAACCUGACUCUCCACGCGAUCUUGGAAAUGGUGAUCUCUAUCUUACUACAGACGUACAAAAUUCCUAUGACGAUCUUCCUACAGCCAAUGAUAUCACCAAAGACUUGACGUUUCUUCGAAGAAAUUUGUCUGAUAUAAAAUAUUACAUGAAGAUGUUCUAUAUUAAUCUAUGUUUCACUGAUAAUUUGUCCACAGCACCUGAUGAUGUAUCUAAAUGUUGGCUUGGAACAGGUCUAGGAAGGUAAGCUGAAAUGAAUAAACCAGUACGUUCGUGCUUGGCUCGCGCUAAACGAGCAUCUUGUUUGAGUCACGUCAAUAAUUAAUUGCUGUUUAUGGUGUCCUAACUCUAAUCCUAACUGUUGACCCGAACUCGUAUAAACAGCGAGUGUGCUGGGAUGGAUUCUUCAACUACCUAAUAUUUUGAUAAACGUUGCUUCCCCCCCCCCCUCCCCCUUUAAUAUUGGGUUUCAGUUAGCAUCUUACAUACUAUGGUGUCUGAUCGGGUAAACAACACUGAAUGGGGGAGGGAGAUGUAUAAAUGUUUGUAAUAAUUUGUAAAAUUUGAUGGUCUAAAACCGCAAGUGUCCCAACAACUUGCGUUGUAUGUGUAUCGAAAAGAAGUUUGGUAUGACUGUAAUACACUAUUCCGGAAAGUACGUCACUUUGGCUAUAGAGCCUCGUUUUCGUGUAUAUGACAUCUGUUAAAGCCCACGUCUCAAUCACAAAAACGAGGCUGUAUAGCCAAGGCGGCGUACAUUCUGGAAGCGUGUAUUGAUACGUUAAAUACAAACGACUAAUUCUAACGAACAAUCGGCGAGUCGAGAAUUGCCAAAUAAUGUGGAAAUUUAAUCAACGAACACCUUGCUCUCAAUCGAACGCAUAUUUCUGGUCCUUACGAUUUCUUUAAUAACGAACAAUUACAAUGAAUUAGGCUCCAUUUUAAACCGAUGUGUGCAUUGAACAGUAUGUUUGCAAAGAAUAGAUCAACCGAGUAUGAAAAUUGGUUUGAAUCAUGCACUGUUGCCCGCACUACAAAACACUAUUUUUUUUUCUAUUUUCAGAAAAGUCCAUCACAACGUUAUUGUCAAGAACAGUUCAGCUUUACAACCGGACAACAGUAAAACAAUUGAAGACGACGUUUUAUUGUUUUUGAGGAAAGCUAUCAGUGAUAUUCGCAGAAUUAAAACUCGCCCACCGAUAAAUCAUGGGAGUGGAUAUGGUAGUGGAAGCGGUGAAGAUAGGAACGAAGGUAGGAACUUUUUAAACAUGAAGCUGAUAACCUAUUAGUUAAUCAACUUAACAGAAAUAUGAGGUUUGAGGACAGAAAUUUACAACAAAAAGAUCGGUAUAGGUUAUGAAAACCUAAAUCUGCA
Messenger RNA from Paramuricea clavata, 8694 nucleotides. The record is from the annotation of a GenBank genome assembly. Lineage: Eukaryota; Metazoa; Cnidaria; Anthozoa; Malacalcyonacea; Plexauridae.